Messenger RNA from Rattus rattus (black rat), 3195 nucleotides. RefSeq lists its product as uncharacterized. The record is from RefSeq and is a predicted model, not a curated record. Gene Ontology annotation, molecular function: aspartic-type endopeptidase activity; zinc ion binding; nucleic acid binding. Lineage: Eukaryota; Metazoa; Chordata; Mammalia; Rodentia; Muridae. Gene Ontology annotation, biological process: proteolysis; virion assembly.
AUGGGACAAACUGUGACAACCCCUUUGUCUUUGACCACAGACCAUUGGACUGACGUUAGGGCAAGAGGACGGAAUUUAUCUGUAAAAGUUAAGAGAGGACCUUGGCAGGCCUUCUGCUUCUCAGAAUGGCCCACAUUUGGGGUGGGCUGGCCACCCAUAGGGACUUUUGACUUGCCUAACAUUAGGGCCGUAAAGGUCAUUGUUUUUCAAGAAGGACUGGGAUCACAUCCUGACCAGCAGCCGUACAUGACGGUGUGGGAAGAUUUGGCACUAUCCCCACCUCAGUGGGUCCAGCCCUUCCUCCCUCCUCGCCACCCUGGCCCUAGGAUUCUGGCCUUCCGGAAAGGCGAUGCGGAUGAGAAACCGAAACUGCAGCCUGCAGAAGGACUCGGACGAGGUUCUUCACCAGCCCCCAUUCCUAAGAUUUACCCCGAGAUAGAGGAGCCCCCUGAGUGGCCCACUUCCCCACCCCCACCAUAUCUCCAAGCUCCCCCACCAGAACCCGAGCCCUCAGCCCUGCUGGCCCCUUUACUGGCUCCAGGGGAAGGGAGGGGAGGCCCCUCGACUGGGACAAGAAGCCGACGAGGAGCUGCCCCAGAUUCCAUGGCAGCCCUUCCCCUUAGGGCGGUUGGGCUGCCCCCAGAUCCAGAUGAUCUGACAGGUCUACAACUUCUGCAGUAUUGGCCAUUUUCUUCCUCUGAUCUCUAUAACUGGAAAGUUAAUCACCCUCCUUUUUCAGAAAAUCCUGCAGGGCUCACGAGCUUGAUCAAGUCCCUGAUGUUCUCGCAUCAGCCUACCUGGGAUGAUUGCCAACAGCUUUUGCCGACUUUGUUCACCACUGGAGAAAGAAUUCUCCUUGAGGCUCAGAAGAAUGUCCAAGACUCAGCUGGGUGUCCCAUCCAGACCCUGGCUGAAAUAGAUGAAGGAUUCCCCCUGACACGUCCCAGAUAGGACUACAACACAGCACAAGGUAAGGAAGGGCUGUCCAAUUACGGUCGGGCUCUAGUGGCGGGUCUCAGGGGCGCUGCACGCAGGCCCACUAAUUUGGCUAAGGUAAGAGAGGUCAUGCAAGGGGCAACUGAGCCUCCUUCGGUCUUUUUGGAAAGACUCAUGGAAGCUUACUGGAGGUACACUCCUUUUGACCCCAUGUCUGAAGGACAGAGGGCCUCCGUGAUUAUGGCCUUUAUCGGGCAGUCGGCCCCUAACAUUAGGAAGAAAUUGCAGCGAAUUGAGGGAUUACAAGAUUAUACUAUAAGGGAUAUGGUGAGGGAGGCUGAGAGAGUGUAUCACAAGAGAGAGACUGAAGAAGAGAGACAGGAGAGAGAGAAGAGAGAAAAGAGAGAGGAUGAGGACAGAAGGGAUAAGAAACAGGAGAAGACUUUGACCAGAAUACUGGCUACAGUGGUAGACAAGGAUAAGAGAGAUAGGAUUAGACAGAAAGGUGACCUGGGUGACAGAACACAACUGGAAAGAAACCAAUGUGCAUAUUGUAAAGGCAGAGGGCACUGGGCUCGGGAAUGUCCCAAGAAGAGACAAGGGGAAAAGGUGCUGGCCCUAGAGGAUGACGAAGAUUAGGGGAGACAGGGCUCGGCCCCCCUCCCCGAGCCUAGGGUAACGUUGCAAGUGGAGGGGACCCCCGUGAGUUUCCAGGUCGACACGGGAGCGGAAUACUCAGUGCUCAAGGCUCCUCUAGGAAAGAUAAAAAAUGAAAAACCUCUAGUGAUUGGGACAACAGGACAGAGGUGCUAUCCCUGGACUACUUCUCACACGGUGGACCUAGGGAGAAACUUAGUAACUCAUUCGUUUUUGGUUAUCCCAGAGUGUCCUACGCCCUUGUUAGGAAGGAACUUAUUAACCAAGUUAAAAGCACAAAUAACUUUCGCCCCAUCGGGUCCAGAACUAUCAUGGGGAACUGCACCACCCCAAACUCUAGGAUUGUCUUUACACCUAGGAGAAGAGUAUCGGAUUUGCCAAAAGAAAACAUUGCCUUUGGAAGAGUUGCAAGAAUGGCUGGAGCCGGUUUCCCCAAACAUGGGUAGAGACAGGGGAGAUGGGAUGGCGAGACAAGUCCCCCUGUCGAUCAAGCUCAAAUCUGGAGCCACUCCCAUUAGAAUCAGACAGUAUCCCAUGGGGAAGGAAGACUACACCCCAACAGCCAGCCCGUGUUUGCUUUUUGAAUGGCACAACCCUGAGAAUGGAAGAACCAGACAGCUGACAUGGACCAGGUUGCCACAAGGAUUCAAGAAUUCGCCCAUGCUGUUUGACGAGGCCUUACACCGAGAUUUGGCCCCCUUUCGAGCCAAUAAUCCACACAUAACUCUUUUACAGUAUGUAGAUGAUCUUCUUCUGGCCGCUGGAACACGCAAGGAAUGUAAAUGUGGGACUCAAGGCCUCCUGGCUGAGCUGGGUGAGUUGGGGUAUCGGGUUUCAGCACAGAAAGCACAGCUGUGCCGCACUGAAGUGACCUAUUUGGGUUACACCUUAAAGAAUGGACAACGCUGGUUCACUGAGGCCAGGAAACAGACUGUGAUACAAAUCCCAACCCCAACCACUCCUCUCCAGGUAAGAGAAUUCUUGGGAACGGUAGGGUUCUGCAGGCUUUGGAUUCCUAGAUUCGCUACCCUGGCAGCCCCUCUAUACCCCUUAACUAAAGAGAAAAGAGAAUUCAUUUGGACUAAGGAACAUCAAUUAGCUUUUGAGACUCUAAAAAAGGCACUGCUACAGGCUCUGGUCCUGGCACUACCUGACCUUAAGAAACCUUUCACCUUAUACAUAGAUGAGAGAAAUGGAGUGGCGAGAGGAGUCCUCACUCAAACCCUAGGACCUUGGAGACACCCCGUAGCUUACCUAUCAAAGAAACUGGAUCCUGUGGCCAGCAGAUGGCCCUCCUGUCUCCGAGCAAUAGCAGCCACCGCUGUUUUGGUAAAAGACGCUGACAAACUAACUAUGGGACAGAAUGUGACUAUAGUGGCACCCCAUGCCCUUGAGAGUGUUGUUCGACAGCCACCAGACCGGUGGAUGACCAACGCACGGAUGACUCAUUACCAGAGCCUGCUACUGACUGAGCGGGUAACUUUUGCCCCUUCCGCCAUCCUUAACCCCACUACCUUACUACCUGAAGCUGACGAAGCCCGAGUACAUCGCUGUGAGGAGAUAACUGGCAGAAGAAACUGGAACUUGACCAGAUUUGACUGA